CAACGAAGAGGUCGCUAAUGGAGUAAAUGCUCUAAACCUCUGUCCAGGUCAUCUCCCUUUCCGCCAUUGCCAAUCACUGAGCUCAUACUUAAACUUCUUCAUUCUCUUCCUUAAACUCUCUGUUUUAACUGGAAAUGGUGAUUUGAGUUUCAAAGAGAUUUAAAUCUGACAGCAGCAACAACAAGAAGAAGAUUAUUGGGGGUUAAGAAGAAGAUCUGCACAGAAAACCUACGGUCCGGCGCAUGCUAUAUCCGGAUUUAGCUGUUCAGAUAUGGCAGACUCGAGCUCGGUCAACGUCAUACUUGAAUUUCUGCGGAGUAAUAAAUUUGCUAGGGCGGAGGCUGCAUUGCGGAGUGAGAUUGGUAACCGGGCCGACUUAAAUGGGUUUAUGCAAGGUCUUAAGCUUGAAGGGAAAGAAAUAGAAGGGAAGCUAGUAGGUGAAGAGGGUAUGGCAAAGUCUGGCGUGAGUGGCUACCAAGAAAAGAGUUAUCGGAUUAGCGAUGAAGCAUUAAAAGAGGAGUUCAUUGUGAAGGAAAUAGAAUAUGGGACUACAACGAAUGGAUCAGCUAGUAACUGGAAAAAUGUUGUUGAAGAGCAAAAUAGAGCUGGUGAGCCAAUUGGAACAAGUGAUAAAAAAUAUAUGCUAUCUAACCAUUCGGAGGAAACUGUGCUUGAUUUAUAUUCAAGGAAGUUUAGUUCCAGUAACGGGUCUGUUGAUCUUUACCAGAAUGAUGCUUCCACCAGAACAAAUGAUGCGAAAGAUUAUGAGGUUUCUUCUCAAUCAAAGAUUCAUCCAACUGAAGUAGCUGAUAUAGAUGGAGUUACUGUGAAAGUGGGAGCAGAAACAGAUUUUUCUGCAGGGAGGAAACAGUCAUUGCUUGCAAGUACUUUUAAAGCAAGUUUGGUGCCAAAGCAGCAGAGUAUGGAUAAAGUUAUGGAGCCUAAGGAAUUUAAUCGUCAACAUCAGGUUAUGGGUGCAGUGUCCAGAGAUGAUUUUAUGGAUAAUCCUUGGUCGAGAAAUGAUGAACUUAAAUAUAGUUCGUCAGAGCUGUGGAAAGAUUGUUCGGUUAAAACUGUAUUUCCUUUCCCUAAAGGAGAUGCAUCUACCAGUUAUGAGACUAAUUGUGGUGUUGGAGAAAAAGAAGACGGAAUACGAAGGCCUGACAAUAACAUUAGGGCAACUAUCAAAGAGCAAGUGGAUGAGGUUGGAAGAGCUUUGUACUUUGCAACAGCUCAGGGAAAUAAUGAAUCUAAAGCUUUUGGUGGUUUAGGAUUUCCAGUCAUCUCUCAGAAACAGAAGGAAGAGUUACCCAGGUUACCACCUGUUAAACUCAAAUCAGAUGACAAACCUUCAAGUAUAACUUGGGAGGAGAAGUACCAACGUGAUGGACCUGUUUCAAAUACCAUUACUGCUGACAGCAGUUAUCUUAUAGGAUCAUUUCUGGAUGUUCCAAUUGGCCAAGAAAUAAGCUCUUCAGGUGCCAAAAGGCUUGCAGGUGGCAAUUGGUUCUCUGUAAGUCAGGGCAUUGCUGAGGACACUUCUGAUCUAGUAUCUGGUUUUGCAACAAUUGGUGAUGGGCUGAGUGAAUCUGUUGAUUACCCAAAUGAGUAUUGGGACUCUGAUGAAUAUGACGACGACGACGAUGUUGGCUAUAUGAGACAACCUAUUGAAGAUGAGAGCUGGUUUCUGGCUCAUGAAAUUGACUACCCAAGUGAUAAUGAGAAGAGAACAGGCCAUGGGAAUAGUCAAGAUGCACAAGAAAGAGGCCCAGAAAAAAACGAGGAUGACGAUCAGUCAUUUGCAGAGGAUGAUUCAUACUUAUCUGGUGAGCAAUAUUUUCAGUCAAAAAAUGUGGAUCCAGAUGCUCACUCAGAUGGUGCUAUAGUUCUGUCAACAGCAGAUAUGUAUAGCCAGGACGACCAUGAUUUGGUUGCUCAGUAUGAUGGGCAAUUGAUGGACGAAGAGGAGUUGAAUUUGAUGCGUGCAGAACCUGUGUGGAAGGGGUUUGUCACACAAACAAAUGAGCUCAUUAUGUUAGGUGAAGGUCAAGUCUUAGAUAAGGCUGGAAGGCCCCAUUUGGAAGACCUUGGUAUAGAUGAGGAUCAACAUGGUUCAGUUCGAUCAAUUGGUGUGGGUAUCAACAGUGAUGUUGCAGAUUUUGGUAGCGAGGUCAGAGAGAGUUUGGUUGGAGGUAGUAGUGAGGGGGAGUUGGAGUACUUUCGCGAUAAUGAUGUUAGUAUGUCACCACAUGAUUCUGAGAAGAAAUAUAUUGACAGAGCCAUGAGAGACAAAACGAGAAAAGCCAUAUYUGAUCAUGAUAAACCUAGAAGUUCAGGUAUAUUAACAAAAAAUGUGAGUGGUAGUGGAUUUUCAUUUCCGCCUCCUAGAGAUGGACCGUCGAUCACUAAUAAAGCUUUCUGGAUAAACAAAGAAAAUGCAAUUAUAAGUGAGGAAACUGCUGAUCAAACUUUGACGGGAAAUGAUGAUCUGCUCCCUCCAUGGAGACGGAAAAGUAGUAGUUCCUCACCUGUCAAAAGUUCAAGGGAUGAAGACGACGCAGAUGCUGUAGGUUCAGCAAAUUCCAGCCCUUCCACACUCUCAAAUUAUGGUUAUGCUGAAAGGGUCCGCCUAAGCAAAGAAGAGGAACAGAAAGUUGCUGGUUCAAGAGAGGAAGAUCCAGGGGCAUCACUGGAGGAUGAAGAGGCUGCUGCUGUACAAGAGCAAGUGAAGCAGAUAAAGGCUCAGGAGGAGGAAUAUGAAACCUUCAAUCUUAAAAUCGUGCACAGAAAAAACAGAACUGGCUUUGAGGAGGACAAGAAUUUCCAUGUUGUUUUAAAUUCUGUCAUAGCUGGUCGAUAUCAUGUUACCGAGUAUCUUGGGUCUGCUGCAUUUAGCAAAGCUAUUCAAGCACAUGACCUUCACACUGGCAUGGAUGUGUGUGUGAAAAUCAUAAAAAACAACAAAGACUUUUUUGAUCAGAGUCUUGAUGAGAUAAAGCUUCUAAAAUUCAUCAACAAGCAUGAUCCUGGUGACAAGUAUCAUCUUCUCAGACUUUAUGAUUACUUUUACUACCGAGAACAUUUGUUAAUUGUUUGUGAACUUCUCAAGGCAAACUUAUACGAAUUUCAUAAGUUCAAUAGAGAAUCCGGAGGAGAGGUUUAUUUCACAAUGCCAAGAUUGCAGUCAAUAACCAUCCAAUGCUUAGAGGCACUUCAGUUUUUGCAUGGUCUUGGGAUGAUACAUUGUGAUCUGAAGCCUGAGAACAUUUUGGUGAAGAGCUACAGUAGAUGUGAAGUGAAAGUCAUUGAUCUUGGGAGUAGCUGUUUUGAAUCAGAUCAUCUUUGCUCCUAUGUUCAGUCUAGGUCCUAUCGUGCACCAGAGGUUAUUUUGGGGCUGUCAUACGAUAAAAAGAUCGAUAUUUGGUCCCUUGGCUGCAUCUUGGCUGAACUUUGCACUGGAAAUGUUCUCUUCCAGAAUGAUUCCCCAGCUACGUUACUUGCUCGAGUGAUAGGAAUUAUUAGUCCAAUUGACCAGGACAUGCUUGCCAAAGGACGAGAUACAUACAAAUAUUUUUCCAAAAACCACAUGCUUUAUGAGCGAAACCAGGAUUCAAACAGGUUAGAGUACCUGAUUCCCAAAAAGACGUCCUUAAGGCAUCGAUUACCGAUGGGUGACCAAGGGUUCAUAGACUUCGUCUCCCAUCUGCUUGAAAUCAACCCGAAGAAACGACCUUCAGCCACAGAAGCUUUGAAGCACCCAUGGCUAUCAUACCCUUAUGAACCAAUUUCGUCUUGAAACAACCCAAGACUCACUCGGAUGAUAAUUACAAAAAUACCCUUUUGGUCGUUGGGUUUUCGGAAUGCUUAAAGAGAUGCGUGGAAGGAGUUGGAUCGAAAAACGGCUUACCAAUUCUUGCCAAAUUGUAUUUAUAUUUUUGCAUAACCACGACUGUGGUCUUGAAAGGAGCUUGUAUCUUUAGGGUUUAUCUUCUUGUACAUAUGAUCAUGUGAUGCUACUAUCUGUUUAGGGUCAUUUUGGUAAUUAGUUGGCUUAGUGAAAUAGCAUUUUAACCAAA
Cynara cardunculus var. scolymus (artichoke) is the source of this 4076-nucleotide messenger RNA. RefSeq lists its product as uncharacterized. The coding region runs from base 272 to 3796 and encodes 1174 amino acids. The record is from RefSeq and is a predicted model, not a curated record. Gene Ontology annotation, molecular function: protein serine/threonine kinase activity; protein tyrosine kinase activity; ATP binding. Gene Ontology annotation, cellular component: cytoplasm. The transcript has 8 exons. Lineage: Eukaryota; Viridiplantae; Streptophyta; Magnoliopsida; Asterales; Asteraceae. Gene Ontology annotation, biological process: peptidyl-serine phosphorylation; peptidyl-threonine phosphorylation.